Messenger RNA from Arachis stenosperma, 775 nucleotides. RefSeq names its product membrane protein PM19L. The record is from RefSeq and is a predicted model, not a curated record. The transcript is spliced from 3 exons. The coding region runs from base 55 to 600 and encodes 181 amino acids. NCBI's taxonomy places the organism in Eukaryota, Viridiplantae, Streptophyta, Magnoliopsida, Fabales, Fabaceae.
UAGAAAACAUACAAGGCAUAAUUGUGAAGCAAAAGAGAAAGAGAAAGAGAAAUUAUGGCAACGGUUGGAAGGAAUGUGGCAGCUCCUCUGCUGUUUCUGAACUUGGUCAUGUAUUUCAUUGUUCUUGGCUUUGCUAGCUGGUGCCUCAACAAGUUCAUCAAUGGCCAAACUAAUCACCCCAGUUUUGGAGGAAAUGGUGCAACCAUGUUCUUCUUGACGUUCUCUAUGCUAGCGGCGGUUCUUGGAAUAGUGUCCAAAUUCUUAGGCGGCAACCACAUUAGAACAUGGAGGAAUGACAGCUUGGCAGCUGCCGGAGCCACUUCAGUUGUUGCCUGGGCUGUCACGGCUCUUGCCUUUGGCUUGGCAUGCAAGCAGAUAAACAUAGGAGGACAUAGAGGGUGGAGGUUGAGGAUUGUGGAGGCGUUCAUAAUCAUUCUCACGUUUACACAAUUGCUUUACUUGUUGCUUAUCCAUGCUGGCUUGUAUAGUACCAGAUAUGGCCCUGGCUACCGUGACUCCGACUACGGCGUAGGAGGUGCUACUACUGGAGACCCUAUGCACAAGGGUACUGGUGUUCCCACUUCUACUUCUCGUGUCUGAUCAUCGAUCAUCUAAGUCAUCCAACUGUGUUUUAAUUUCGUUUACUCUUUUGGGAGAUUAUGUCGUAGCAUUUUCACUUUGUAUAUGAAUGUUUCUAAUUAUCUUUUGUAUUUUCUGCUUUCUCUAAUCUCGUACUGUACUCCAUCAAUAACGUGACGUUAUAUGCUAAGAAAGC